GCUAAUGCAAUGUCACGACCAAUUCUUUGGAUAGAUGCAUGGCACAAUUUGAAAACACUCCAAUUGGACGUGUGGCUUGAUGCAACAGUGGUGAACUUUUAUCUUUCAAAAGUCUGGUAUGAUGGGCUCGCCCGAUCCAGGAUGAGAUAUCUGGACAUGGACGACCUGGUGAGAACAAAAUACAAUCUACUACAUGAUCUGAUGGUUCGCAAUGCAGACAUAUCUGGCAGGAGGCACCAUGAUGAAGAAUAUCAUCCGACUCCACCUCCGCAUGAGGCAAGACAGACAUCAGUGGUGUGUGAAAGCGCACAAGUACACGAGAUUGGGCACACCAUGGAAGAGAUUGCAUGUGAGUUUAUCUAUAGAUUGCAUCACUAUAAUCAUUACAUCUCCUGUAAUACUGGAUGUCCUGUGGUUCCUGUCGGAUUCAUAGUAAACAAUGGUGUCCAAUUCCUCGCUGUAGUAUUCGACUUCCAGAGGCGCAAGGCACAUGUCCUGGGCUGCCAUACGUCAGAUGAUGAAAUGAAUGUUGAUGGAGAAGAUCCGCACGACUGGCAAACAUGGAAUGGGCCAGAGUACUGGGAUAGAGCUGCGACACUGCAUGGGUGGGAUUCAGGAGAUCUCGACGACAUUCAGGUACUGUCUUAUGAUUGGGGGCUAAGUGGAAUAGACCGCAGCGCCACUGCAUGCUCAGUGAUGGAACAGACUAUGAUCUGUGGAAUGGGAGAGGAUGGAGCACUACCAGUGGAUGUGUCAGAAAUUCCAUGUGGCCACACGUUGCGCAUCAAAAUCUUGCGUGUAGUCGCAGGUCAUAUCAAGGACAGCUACAUCGACUACAUGAUGCUGCGAGAGAGCCCCCCAUUGUGUUGGCAAGAUGAUACACCACCAGAAGAGGAGGACAUGGAUGCAGUACGCACUGGGAAGUAUCAUGCGGAAUGUAACUCGAUGCUCCGAACACUUGCUGUUGUCAGUGCGACAUGCAUGACAUGCAAACGACCUCCAGUGCUGAAUGAAAAUCCUGCUGUUCAUCUACCCAUCCAUAGGGAUCCCGAUAUCAGCACCGAAGAUAACGAUGUGGAGGACAUGGACACCCAUGAUGAUGAAGACUUGGAGCUUGCUACCAAGGAGAUUUCUAUGGCACGCGACCGUAACAGCGUAGUGCCACGUGCAUUGGGAACUCAUAUUCCAGUAGAGCCAGAGCAGUCUGCCGAGGCAUGUGGACAAGACGAUUCCCAGCGGUCAUCUGCUGCAAAAGCAUCUCGAAAACGUGUCUCCAACUGGAAUCUUGGCAGUAUUAAACGAUUUCCUCGUCCUACUGCACCACCUGCAAUGGCCGCAUACAAAGGCAGGCGAUGGCUUCCAGAUAACAGAACAUUUGAUGACUAUGAAGGCGGACCAACAAUAGAGAUGCUGAGGCCCCCCAGCAAUGUCCACCCUACCAUGAUAUAUCAUUCAGCUCGAAUGGAGCUUUCUGCAGCCUGGGCGACCUGGGUCGACCAUGGGUACAGGAUCAAGCCAAGCACAUUUCAAAUGUUCUACCAGUGUCGACCUCUUGACACAAUGGAACACAUCAUGCCUAUUGGAACAUUGGAUUCAUAUGACUCAUCAAUGCAGGUACCUGACCGAGUGACAGGCGCAUAUUCCCUAGACAGGACAGGGGCUCACAAGGGCAGCAGUGGUGUAAGAAUCAGUGAUGUUGUCAUAUUAUCUGCUUCAGAUAUGAUCAAAUCAGCUGAACAGUAUGAUCCACCUCUGCAGGAACAAUGCAGAUAUGGCCAUGAUCUGUUUGUGCGUGGGUGUACCAGUGGGUCAGACGGUGAUGAAAGGCCGAUAUAUGUGGAUCUUGAGCUGGAUGCAAUUAGAUUUGAUGAAGAUGAUAUAUCGAUCUCAGUGGAUAUCGACAGCAUUAUCUGGAUGACGAAGACAUUGAGAUUGCGUGGGACCAUCGGAGUCUACAUGACACCUCCAUUUCAUUCCAAGCCUGGGAUCUCGAAGCACAAUCAUGCGUAUCUGGACCUCCUUAUUCCGCAGUCAGAAGAGGAUGCACAUGAACCAGGAGGCAGGGCGGAAUGGCUGUCUCUACGAGUUAAAAUGGAUUCCAUCCCGCAUCUAUGCAUCGGGCGCAUCUCAUCUGCGGCUUCCACCCUUAAUGUGUACAUUUUCUUCCCCCGCCUCAAGCAUGAUGAUGCCAUCAGUGGCAAAAAAGUGACUAUAAUACCUAAUGAAGUCGAAGACAUCUUUUGGGACCGAGUGUUGCUGCCAUCCAUCGGUGAUUGUGCCGACAUUAGCUGGCAGGCAUACAUGAAACAAUCACUCCAGGAGGCCAGAUACAAGAAUAAGGGUGGAUCUGGAACGACAGGUGGAAAGGGGACUCAAAAGAUAAUUCCAUUGUCGAAUGAUGACUUUCUGGAGGUGCAGGUACGAAUGCAUGAUCGAAUAAAGGACGGCCACAUGGAGCUGAGCAUGUUUGGGUCGUGCUUCUUCGUGCUGGAGGGGAAGGGGAUCAAGCUUAUCACCAAGGAUGGCCAGAGGGGGCGAUUUCAGGGACCUGAAGACGCCCUGCUUCACAACCUACCUGACCUGGAUUGGCACCACAUGAUGGACAGGACACAUGGAGAAUUACUGCUUGAUGUUGGGGUGUCGUUUACACCACGCUCAUCAGAUGUUCCUGUGGUAGGACUUUGGAGAUUGGAUGCAUUGGAGGCCUCCUUCGGAGCAGGGGGGUAUAACAAAGGCCAGCUGCAUCACCACAACACCCUCUCACGAUAUGGUGCGCUACAGGCCGAGAUGCAGCGGGAGAGAUGUCAGCAGACCCAUGUAGCAUUCCGGAGCGCAUACAACCUAUACUACGAAGCAGUCAGAACCACCAACAACCAGGUCAGCUUUGCAAUGGACAGCGACGCCUACAAGACAUCAUCAAAUUACAUGACCGAAUGCUUCAAUAUUGCAAGAGUGUUGACCGGUUCCAAGGGCAAAACCUAUGGCGUGCGAGAUGAAUACAGGACAAGUGGGAAGGCUGCCAGACUCAUUCUUGAGAGUGUAAUGUCUAAGGUAAGCGACCCUCGCUCAAGAAUUAUGUUGCAAUCCGAUCCAGUGCUAUGGAUCCCAUCUGAGGUGUGGUUUGGAUUCCUGGCAAGACGGGUGCGUGAGGUUCAAAGGACACAGAUCGCCAUAGUGAGGAGACACCCGCCAAACCUUGGUAUCCUCACAAGCAUCCUCAAUUACAUGCUGCGCUCCACAACCUCCACCCCAAUCGUGUUUGACUCUCAUCUACGCGAAUCCCUGGCUCUACUGGAGUAUAGAAAUGUUCUGGAGACUGCAGGAAUGUUCUUCUUGCAGGAAUUCGAUCUCACCAAUGAUACCUGCCUUUAUGAUGUCCAACAGCAGGAUGAUAUUACGGUGCUGGCUCUCAUGGGUGCAAAUACAAAGGUGCAGAGAGCUAGAACAGCAGCGAGGCUAGAGAUUUCAAGAGCAGAUGCAGAAUUGGAGUCUGAGGAGUUUCCUCUUGGUCGGAGGCCUUCGUGGGCUCGACUAAAGUCAGCCAUAGCCAGCUCUCCAGCAAACAUUAUGAAGCCUUGGGUGUGGCUUUCCAGACUCUCGCACGCACAACUGUCUGUGGGACGACUAUUUGUGAUGUGCACCAGGCACCUGUGGCUCAUGCUCAAAGAUGAGAUCUUCCAGGGAAUCAGGCCAUGCCCAGCAUCACUACAGGAAGCCAUGAAAUGCUGGACGAUAACAAGCAUCACCGACACCCUGGCUGCUGUGACCUUCGAUGCAUGCAAUAUUGGACUCCAGGACCAUACAGGUGUGACCCCUGGACGUAUGGGCCCAAGGUCUAAAUCAUUUGCACACCGGUUGUCCAUCUUUUUCCCAAGUCAUGAAUCGCUCAAGAAGGGAGGCUCUCAGUGGUCUUCAUUAUGGACUGGAGAAGGAUACAUCGCAGAGUUUCAUAGGUUGUUGAAAGGCAUGGACGACGAUGAGAAGACCCUCUUGCAAGAUGGACUUGAAGAUAUAUUUUCCAACCUUCACUGUCUUCCUGCAAGCACCACUGCAGCUGUAUGGCGUGUCAAACAAUCAGCCAUAGUCUUCGUCACUAAUCCCGCAUUCUACAAAAUUGAAUGCUUAGGGAGAGCUGGUGAAAGUCGAAGAGGACCUGUUGUGCGCCGCCCAGUCAAUGUAAUCAAGGGAAAGCGCAUUUUCACAGCGGACCUAAUGGAUGUCAUGCCUUUCGAUGCCCUUGGAGCUCUUAGAAAGCGGUCUGACAGGCAGAAACGCAGGGACCUUCAUAAAAAACUAACCAAGGCAAACAAGCACAAGAGGGUCCCACCUCCCCCACGUUCCCGCACACGGAGUAGACCAUUUCCUCUGUCUAGCCCCAAACCUGUAUGUGAUGAUACAAUGGAUGUAGAUGACUAG
Messenger RNA from Suillus subalutaceus, 4416 nucleotides. RefSeq lists its product as uncharacterized. The record is from RefSeq and is a predicted model, not a curated record. Lineage: Eukaryota; Fungi; Basidiomycota; Agaricomycetes; Boletales; Suillaceae. The transcript is spliced from 5 exons. The annotation marks the transcript as partial.